Molecule: messenger RNA, 1689 nt
Organism: Caenorhabditis angaria
Lineage: Eukaryota; Metazoa; Nematoda; Chromadorea; Rhabditida; Rhabditidae
Source: the annotation of a GenBank genome assembly
AUGCCGGCUGAUUUGAAAAAUGUGUUCAGGUAAGAAAUAAAACAUUUUGUCGUUUUUUAUUUCACGUUGUCCCAAUUGUUUUCUCUAUUUAAAUAAAUACAUUUCUAGAAAAAAAGAAUGAUUUUUUCAGUCAAAUCGAUGCUGAUUACGAAAAUCUCAAAGCACUAUUGAAAGAAGCAGUUGCGAUUCAAAGUGUUUCGGGAGAUCCGAGCAAAAGAGAUGAAACAAUUCGAAUGGUUCAUUGGAUGAAAAAACAUCUCGAAGAAAUUGGUGUAACUUGCAAUUUGGCAGAUUUAGGAACGCAACAACUUGAGGGAAAAACCGUUCAAUUACCACCAGUUCUAUUGGGAACUCUUGGAACUGACAAAACCAAAAAGACACUUUUAGUUUAUGGACAUUUGGAUGUUCAACCAGCUGCGAAAUCAGAUGGUUGGGAUACUGAACCAUUUGAACUUGUAGAGAAAGAUGGAAAAUUAUUUGGACGUGGAUCAUCGGAUGACAAAGGACCAGUUCUUUGCUGGCUUCAUGCGAUCCGUGCAGCACAGAAAAAUAAUAUCGAAUUGCCUGUGAACAUCAAGUUCUGUUUUGAAGCUAUGGAAGAAUCAGGAUCAGUUGGUCUCGAACAACUUUUGAUUCGUGAAAAAGAUGGAUUUUUGGCUGGAACUGAUUUUGUAUGUAUUUCUGAUAGUUAUUGGCUUGGAACCAAAAAACCAUGCCUCACUUAUGGUCUUCGAGGAAUUUGCUCAUUCUUCGUUGAAGUUACCGGAAUCAAACAAGAUCUUCAUUCUGGUGUUUUCGGUGGAGUUGUACACGAACCAUUGCAAGAUUUAAUCUACGUUAUGUCUCAAUUAACAACUGUUGAUAACCGUAUCAAAAUUCCAGGUUUGUAUAUUUUUCGUGGAACUGAUAAGAAGAAAAAAGUCACGUGACAAUCAAUUUUUCCAGGAAUCUAUUCACAAGUCGCCACACUAUCCGCAACCGAAGAGAAAACCUAUGAUGAAAUCGAAUUCGAUGUUGCCGAAUUCCGCGAUAGUGUUGGUGCCAAACAUCUUCCAACCGAAGAUAAGAAAACACUUUUGUUGCGUCGUUGGAGAGAACCAUCAUUGGCGUUCCAUGGAAUCGAAGGGGCUUUCUAUGGACCCGGAGAGAAAACUGUUAUUCCAAGCAAGGUUAUCGGUAAAUUCUCAAUUCGAAUUGUUCCUGAUAUGCAACCAGAAGAUGUCAAUAAAAUAACUAUCGAUUAUUUGAACAAAGUUUGGGCCGAACGUGGAUCACCAAACACUUUCAAGUGAGAAAGAAUGAGUUCUGUUGUUGUUAAAUAAAAAAAUUUGUGAAAUUUUAUUUAGGCCACGACCAGGACACAGUGCUAAACCAUGGGUUGUUGAUGUGAAUGAUGCGAAUUUUCUCGCCGGAGCAAGAGCCAUGAAAAUUGGUAAGAAUAAUAUCAUUUUCUCAAAAAUUCAAUUUAUUUUUCCAGUUCAUGGCGUUGAACCGGAUCGUAUCCGCGAAGGUUGCAGUAUUCCAAUCACCCUAACAUUCCAAGAAUUGACUGGAAAAAGUGUUCUUCUUUUACCAUUAGGAGCUGCAGACGACAUGGCUCAUUCACAAAAUGAGAAAAACAACAAAUGGAAUUAUGUGGAAGGUGUCAAAACCUUAUUGGCGUAUAUUUUAGAACUCGGAAAUGUAUAA